Scylla paramamosain (green mud crab) is the source of this 4577-nucleotide messenger RNA. Its product is annotated as ninjurin-1-like. The coding region runs from base 339 to 833 and encodes 164 amino acids. The record is from RefSeq and is a predicted model, not a curated record. Gene Ontology annotation, cellular component: membrane. Gene Ontology annotation, biological process: tissue regeneration; cell adhesion. Lineage: Eukaryota; Metazoa; Arthropoda; Malacostraca; Decapoda; Portunidae. The transcript is spliced from 3 exons.
GUGCGGGGGAAGUGAGUCGAGACUGUUUCUCUCCCUUCACAGCUCGGCAACGCACCUGUGGCCGUGACUGUAGUGAGUGCAGGAGCUCACUGGUUGACGCGACGCCCGAGGGGCCACACACCCGCCGAUCCCCUCUCCCUUCCCUCACUCACCGUGCUUCCCUUUCCCUUGCCCCAACCCUCAUGCUCCGCUGUCCCCGCCCUAUCCCUGUGCCACCCUCCUGAAGGCGUCAAGAGCAGUGCAUCACGUGCCUCCUCACCUACUCAAGGAACACGUGUGGGUCGAGCCUGAAAGUUCGCCCCUCGAGGUAGGAAGGGAAACCUGCCUGCCCCUGGUGGAUGCCUGACCGGCUCUUCACUCCAACCUACACCGUUGAGGGCGUCGAGUAUAACGCAAAGAACGGCGUCUCACUAAACAGCAGAAUGGAACCGCCGUCUGUCACUACUGUGGGUGUGGGCAAGGGUCUGGACCCCAACCAGUAUGCGACCAAGAAGACGGUGGCGCAGGGCAUGCUGGACGUGGCCCUGCUCACCGCCAACGCCUCUCAGCUCAAGUACGUGCUAUCUGUCGGCGAGGCACAUGAGUUCUACCACAUCAUGCUGGGCCUCAUCACCACCUCCCUCGUGCUGCAGCUGCUCGUCGGAAUACUCUCCCUCUCCCUGUCUUUCCUGCGGGAUUGUCGCCUGCAUCUGAAGGACUACCACACCUCCGCCAACGUGCUCAGCCACAUCAACCUGGUCUCUGUCUUCGUCAUCGCCUCCCUCAACGUGAUCAUCAACGGCUUUGGAGUCUUUCCGAACACUUCCCAGAUCAUUCCCUCCGUGAUUGUGUGACGCGCUGUGAUGAAGAAACCCAACCCACUUCAGUUCUGUUCCUUGUUCACCUUUACUUAAAAUUGCCCUUAAGCUUUAGUAAGGGACAUUCACUUAAGAUUAUGUGAAGUGUUAUCACAAGGAAAUUCAGGCUACUUCGUCCCUGCUCUAUUUUUAUCUUAGUACCUUAUUCAAAAUCCCCCUGAAAUUUAAUUAAAGAACAUUCCCUUAAGAUAAUGUUAUGAAUUAUUCUCACAAGGAAACUCAAGCCACUUCAAAUCUGUUCUGUUCCAUGUUCACUCUUACUUACAAAUUGACCUAAGUUUAAGUAAAAAAAAAAAAACAUUCUUUUAAAAUAAUUAAGUAUGAAAUGUUAUAACAAGGGUCUAUCAUGCACUGAACAAUCAGGCUGAGGCUUAUUACAGACAUAUUUGUGUAUUUCAAUUUUUAAACUACUUAAUAUAUGUAUGUGUGUGUGUGUGUGUGUGUGUGUGUGUGUGUGUGUGUGUGUGUGCAUCACUGGUCUGCAGUGUUAAUAUAUGUAAACAAAACCUCAGAACUCAGCAAGGCAGGACAACAUACACCGUGACGCAGUGUAUUCUAUAAGGACCGUAUUCUGAAACACUUCUUCCCGCUCCUCGAUUACUUUCAAGAGGCUCUGAUUGAAGUGACGCUGGUUUUUAAAGGUGUUUUACUAACAGAUUAACAAAAUCUCUCCAUUACAAACAAGACAGACACCAUUGAGAACUUGGUUGAUCAUUCGUAUGGCCUUGAAAAAUAUUCGUGGUAAGAGAGCCAAGCGUUUCAGAACACUGGUCUGUAGCAUAAUAAGGCGGUGACAGCGCCCCGCCAGCCCCCGCACGCCUGCCGCUGCAGGGGCUUGCGGCCGCGAUCAGAUGGCCGCCGCGUCCUACUGACACUCUUGUCUGUCGUAGGGGCUGGCUGCCAUCCUGAUGGGACCCCUGACGGUACUUAAUAUAACAAAAAAGGAACACCAUAAAUCAACCGAGAUGAUCAAUCAUGUGAUCUUGACGCUCAGCAUGCUCGUAAUGGCCAUUGAUGCCAUUAAGUUGGGCUUCGACAAUGGCAUGGUAGUGAGAAAAAAUUCCACCACCCUCAUCCCGUAAAGUAAGGACUCAGUGUGACUUUGCAAUCCUCUAAAGUAUUGAGAGUUUGUUAGAUGUGGCUCUGCACAUGUUCCAUUAUGAACAACAAUGCACAGUAAUACAGAUGAUAUGUAAACAUUAAAUUUUAUUCUAAAAUGACCGCCAGACCCAUCACCAGGAGCCUGUUCAAUGUGGGUUGUGCACACUAGAUUCAAAAGAUUGAGGAGUGACAGAAUAACUCCAUCUGAAAGUCAACUAGAAGCGUGAUGGCGUCUGGUGGUUGUCUAGCAAAGGAAUCCUUUGGAGUUACCGCAAGAUUCUCAUAUGUCAUGGCAUUAUCAGCCCAGGAAUAGGGCACCAAUGGGUUCAUGUACUUGAAGCUCAGUGUGAUACUGUAGAUAGCAGCACAUUAUUAGCCAUGUGUGGAAAGACUGCUGAUCAUUACCUACUUAUAGUGGUAGCAACGUAAGAUAGCUUGAUGUGUAGAGUAACAUUGGCACUCUUAUUUUAGGUGGCCGUGGGCGUUCUCUUCAUGAUAAACGGGAUGAUGAAUAUUAAUGACCCAGAUCAGCAAAGUGCUGCCAACAUACUCAACAAUGUCAUCGUUGUCUUCGUCUUCAUCAUCUCGGUGCUGAAUGUGAUCAUUUCCUCUUUCGGCAUAGAGAACAUGAAUCUCAACCCUCCUGGAGUCCCCAUCAAGCUAAACAAUACGAAAAUCAAAUAAGACUGGACGCUCUGUCAUCUUCUCACCGUGACACACGUACUAUAGACGUACUAUAAUCACAGUGUGUGUGUGUAUAUAUAUAUAUACAUAUAUUCUCUCUCUCUCUCUCUCUCUCUCUCUCUCUCUCUCUCUCUCUCUCUCUCUCUCUCUCUCUCUCUCUCUCUCUCUCUCUCUCUCUCUCUCUCUCUCUCUCUCUCUCUCUCUCUCUCUCUCUCUCUCUUACCUGUACCUGACAUGACCUGCCCAUGGCCCACAACACCCACCUCGUGCCAUGGCCUUGUGAUCUUCUUGUGCCUGGCCAUCGCGGUGGUCACUCACUCCCCUUUUCUCAAGACAACCUAUAGGAGAAAUCUGAGGCUUUAGAACUGUCUCAGUUCAUGUAGCAUAGAGAUGUGAGUGCGUGUGGGUGUGUGCGUGUCUUUUUUUUUUUCUUUUUUUUCUUUUGAGCACUGGGUUACAAUGACAUGAUUGAUCAUCAGUGAGACAAUGAUCAUGUUUUGUGUACUGCAGCUAAUAGUCGUGAAAUAUUUCAUAACUGGGGUUAAAAGCACUCGAGUGUCUCAAGGAUUACGUUAGUCCUCCUAAAAAGUGCUUGUAAAGGGUGGGAAUUUCUACUUCUGGGUAUGGAAACAGGAUAAAUAUACUGAUGGUGAAAUACUUCAUAAAUCAGUUCAUUAUUUUGAAAGGUAUUGGGAAUUCUUUUAGAAGCGCUUGGAGGAAUGGAAUUUCUACUUCUGUGUAUAGAAACAGGAUCAUGGAUGUGACUAUUUCUACUGAUGAGCCUGUCACGUAGUGUGUGUGUGUGUGUGUGUCGUGUAGGUUAAGACUGGUGCCUUUCUUUACAUUUCCUUGUUCUUACAUUUCUUUACUGUGUACAAUAUGUAGGGUUUCAUCAGGUCAUAUAUAGAUCCAUUGAUAUUCAUAGAAAUUAAACUUACUUAGUUUCUUGAAUUCAUUGUGGAAUUUGAAUUGCGUGACAAUCAUGAUGUAAAAAUGUGUGUGGUGUUCUUAUUUCUUGGUGGUGUUCCUUUUUCGGGUGUGGGCUGGACUGGGGGUGUCAGGGUCAAGGCAACAACACAAGUUCCACAACACACAAGUGAUCGCAACUUUUUUAGCCCAGAAUAUUGCAACAGAUUUUUUUCUUAUUUUCAUUCCCUUUUCCACAAGACUUGUUGGUGUUUGCCAGUCUGACUCUCACACUUUUGUUUCAAUGCUAUAACUUGGAGCUUGGAGUCUUUUUGGACCUUUAUUACUUGUUUCCUUCAAAAAUGUAGGUAAUAAGCGUCCACGAAUAAAAGUGAGCGCCAAAGGGUGUAAAUAAGUCUAUACGUCUAAAGGGUGCAAGCUUUUGGUGCCUGACUAACCUUCCUAAGUAGCCCUGCGCUAGACAGUAGAGGAAAUUAGUCAAUAAACAUUCAUCAUUCAAAAAUAGAAAUGCUUAAUAUACUGGCUUGCAAUCUGCUCACUCUAUCAUUCACUACAUUCAAAUUCUUAACUUCCUUCUUUUAUAAUGCAUUAGAUUCUAAUUACAUCUGCACUGUUAUCCAUCUGAUACAAUGUUUACCGCUGUCACGAUUUAUGUGAAGACUUUUUUUUUCCUUUCUUUCCUUUCCUGAAUCUUUUCUCAAAGGAAAGCCUGACAGACGCUGAGAAGACUCCAGGAUUCCACAGCCUCGCCCACACCAACCCAGAUUUGCAACUUAUUCUCUCCUAAGUUAGGCCAAUUAAUCUUUCAGUGGCUAUUUUAACCUUCUUUAACUAUAAGAUGUACUGUGAUACACUUGACUUCAAGUACAACACUAAAUGUUGAUACAAUCACAAGUUUGUAUUUAGAAAUAACUCUGUUCCGGAACAUACAAAUAAAAAGGUGAAGAACAGGUUCUCUCAACCACUUUCUGUAAACUGUUCAGAAAUAAAUAAAAAGCGAAAACUUAA